AUGGCAAAACCUGUGGAUCUGGAAUUGAAAAAAGCUUUUACGGAAUUACAAGUAAAAAUGGUCGAAACUAGUAAAAAAAUCCAAAUUAUUGACUCUCAAAUUAACACACUGAAACGAGUGUUGCAGCAUGUAGAUAUUACUCAGCGCGAAAUCAGCACAUUACCACCUGGGAUAAAAACAUACGAAUCCAUAGGCAGAAUGUUCCUUCUUACCGACUUAGAAGAAGUGAAAAAUAAUCUCAAAACUCGAGUGUCCCAAUUGACCAAGCGCACGACUGAUUUAGAGAAUAAUAAGCAAUAUUUAGAAAAAAACCUUAAGGAAAGCGAGGAUAACAUUCGAGAGAUGGUGCAGCAAAGAAAGGAGCAGAGCGAGGCUAAAGCAAAUUAG
Parnassius mnemosyne (clouded apollo) is the source of this 387-nucleotide messenger RNA. The record is from the annotation of a GenBank genome assembly. Lineage: Eukaryota; Metazoa; Arthropoda; Insecta; Lepidoptera; Papilionidae.